This is a messenger RNA of Salarias fasciatus (jewelled blenny), 2665 nucleotides long. Its product is annotated as G-protein coupled receptor 4. Lineage: Eukaryota; Metazoa; Chordata; Actinopteri; Blenniiformes; Blenniidae. The record is from RefSeq and is a predicted model, not a curated record. The coding region runs from base 470 to 1474 and encodes 334 amino acids. Gene Ontology annotation, cellular component: membrane. Gene Ontology annotation, biological process: G protein-coupled receptor signaling pathway. Gene Ontology annotation, molecular function: G protein-coupled receptor activity. The transcript is spliced from 3 exons.
AGAAAAUAAGAGUGUAUGUUUUUGUUCUGGAGCAGAAAGGCGUUCUCCUGUCUCAGGAUGUUGCCUUUAAAGCCGAAGAAGUGGGUUUCCUGUGGAGGAAGCGAUCGCUGAAUAGACGAGACUCUGUCCAGACAAAUUGUUCCCAACAUCUCAUGAACGCGGGUCACCCAGCCGCAGCGGGGAAGGACACUGCGCGAGGGAAAGUCGGUCCCAGUGCUUUGAGGGGUGUUUGCUUCCAUUCAUGGAUCCAGGAUAUUUUGGAGGUUUGAAGGUCUUCAUGAGGACAAACACUGAGGGUUUAAAAGGUGGACUAGACCCGUGAGCGUCAAACAAUGGACUCAAGAUAAACAAAUGCGUGAAGCUCGCAGCAAAACAGACUUCUAUUUUAAAAGGGUGUGGUUCUCCGAGUGCCGGUCGGUGCCUGGUUGAGGUCACGUCUUCUCAUGUCAGGGGCUUGAUCACCAGAGACAUGUCCAAUGACACCUGUGACCUCCCUCUGGACACGGACACACUCGGCCUGACUUGCAUCUAUGGCCUCAUCUUCUCCCUGGGGCUCCCCAGCAACCUGCUGUCUCUCUGGGGACUGUACCACCUGGGCCGUUCGGGUGGGGGGGGCUGUCAGCUGGUCUACAUCCUCAACCUGCUGCUGUCGGACCUCCUCCAGCUGCUCACGCUGCCGCUCUGGAUGCUCUACCUCCAAGGCGCGCACCGCUGGCCCUACGGACAGCUCACCUGCGAGCUGGUGGGCUACGUCUUCUACGUCAACGUCUACGCCAGCGUCAUGUUCCUGUGCCUGAUAGCGCUGGACCGCUGCCUGGCCAUCGUGUGCCCGCUGAGCAGCCGCGGCGUGCGGACCGUCAGGGUGGCGGCCGUGUCGGGCAUCGCGGUGUGGACCCUGACCUUUCUGUUCUGCCUGAGCGGGCUGCUGCCGUCGGUGUUCGACCCCGACCGGCUGCUGUGCUUGGAGCAGUAUCCCGUCAGCCCCAAAUACGCUCACUUCAAGAUCGCCACCGUGCUUCUGGGCUUCCUCCUGCCGUGCACCAUACUUGGAUACACUUCAGCCCACAUCGGCGUGACACUCCAACGAUCCCCAUCCGUCUCCGACCAAGAGCGCCACAAAAUCGUGGGAAUCCUGGUGGUGAUCACCAUCAACUUCAUCGUGGUGUUCGGACCCUACCACCUCAUGUGCGGAUACAGAUUCGUGUCUCUGCUGUUGACGGACGAGCCGUGCGCGUUCGAGCGCUCCAUCUUCCUCGUCUACCGCCUGUGCUACGGUCUGACCAGCCUCAACACCCUGCUCGAUCCCCUCUUCUACAUCUUCCUGUGCUCCGACGCACGCCUGGAGCUGCAGCGGUCCCUGCCCUGUUUGGGAAGAGGGCAAAACGCCCGGAAGAGCCUGACCCUGAGUACCAGAGCUCACCCACACACCCAGAGGGAGUGUGAGACGGGACACAACACCCUCCUGGAAAUUUAACUUCGGUUUGACACGUCUGACUCCUGAUGUUUAGUCGAUGCAAUUGCGCCACCCAGUGGAAAAAUGUGUCCAGUUUUUACAGCAUAUAAGCUUUUCCCUUCAGUAAAUCCACUCACACCAUACAUUCACAGUUUUUCAUGAUCAUCUUUAUGCUGCUUGAAGUAAUUCAUAAAAAAGAACAGCUUUUUUUAUGAGUACACCGUGAAAUAAACUUUGCUUGCAUAAACUCAACAGUAGAAACACAGAAAUCCAGGUUUCAAUUUCCAUCAAAGCUGAUAUUACAAACCCAAUGGAGCAUGGAGGAUGAUACUCAAAAGAUGUAUUUAUUGCUUUUUUCAAUGCAUGGAAAUAAAGAAUUGUUUAAUAUUCCCACCUUAACUUGACUGAUAUGUUUACAACAAUGUAUAAAAUGUUUAAGUAGGAUUUCAUUUCCAAAACUGGAAUUGCUGUGCAUUACAGGGAAAGCAUAAAUGUGUAGAAAAAAAGAAAAAAAGAGGAUUUUUUUGCAGCAUGCACUUUUACAGUAACGUCUCCCAGAAAUCAAAUAAUAAAGGAAUAAGUACAGUCAUUAUGAAUUUAUUAUUUACCAAAAUGCAUUUUUUUUUUUUUUUUUUUAAAUGAAACAUUUUAAUUAAAUCCAAAAUCAGAGUAAGUUCCUUCUGAAGUACAGCCUGACGGGAAUAUAAAUACACUUCAUUGUCUGUCUGUUAAUGGGAGACUGAGAGGGGCAAUGGUCAACACUGUAUAUUUUAUUUUGUUAACUACAAUGGCUGAUAUGUCAAAAAUGCCAUGCUUACGUUUUGUCUUAAAUAAGGAUUACAAACAACUUGUAAUUGUUUUUUUUUGUUUUUGUUUUUUUUUUGUAUUUUCUUUUUUUCAGAAAUUGCCGAAAUUGACCUGAUAAAUGAGCAGAGGUGAUUGAUGCAAAUUUGCUUUUUGAGUUGGGUUUGCAUAACAAAGAUUCCAAAUUAUUGAGCACUCUGGUGAGUGUGUGUGUGUGUGUGUGUGUGUGUGACUGAUAAUAAUACACAAUAUUUCAGGAAGUUAAAAUGUGCUAUGUAAUGAAGUUCAUUUGCAUGAAACAAUUGGAUUUUCAAACAAACUUCAAUUUGUUGAAAUUCACUCAUUUGUAGCUUUGACUUGUUUUGCAUGACCCCCCCCCCCCCUCCCCCCUCCCCCCUCCCCCAUAAU